Astrephomene gubernaculifera is the source of this 1211-nucleotide messenger RNA. The record is from the annotation of a GenBank genome assembly. NCBI's taxonomy places the organism in Eukaryota, Viridiplantae, Chlorophyta, Chlorophyceae, Chlamydomonadales, Astrephomenaceae.
CUGACGUCCAAGUAACUUUAGUAUAUGUCGACUCGAGCGGAAAGACGCGAAAUACAAGACAGUCAAUGGCAACGGAAGCUACUCGCUCGGAUGGAUAGUACGAUUGCCACGGAUUUCGUCCUGGUUAGGCAUGGCGAGACGGACUGGAAUGCGGAGACAAGGCUGCAAGGCCAUCAAGAUCCUCCGCUUAAUGCAGUGGGCGUCGAACAAGCCGAGGAGUUAGCCAUGGUGCUCCAAAGAGAGGCCUUCCACGCCAUGUACAGCUCGGACCUCCGGAGGGCAUCACAGACUGCAGAAAUUAUAGCCGCACGCCGUCAAGACGGCAUGCAGUAGAUCCUCACCAGCCCCAACCUGCGCGAGCGCAAGCUGGGGGUGCUGGAGGGCCUCACUCGCGCGGAGGCGGUUGCAGCCCACCCCGCCGCCUUCCAGAACCUGCAGACCGCGGAUGACGGGGUGCGGGUGCCGGGCGGCGGGGAGAGCAUCCGAGACAUGCGGGAGCGGGUGAUUUCGGAGUUGCAGCGGAUAGCGGGGGAGCACCCGGGUCAAAGCGUGCUGGUGGUUGCGCACGGCGGCGUGCUUCAUCAAGUCUACAGACACGCGGUGGGGCACCCUUUCAGCGGCGCGAUAGCAAACGCCUCCGUACACCGAAUCCGGAUCCAAGGCAGUAGCUGGGCGGUUGUGGAGUGGAAUGCCGUGCAAACCCGAGUGCAAGCGGCGUCUGCUGGGCAGUUUGGAGGGAGGGCGAAUGAGGGGUAGAUGGUUGCGAUGGAGGUGUUGCCAUGCAGUCCCACGGUCGCUGGAUGUAUGUAUGUGAGGGAGUUUGCGUGCUCUCGUGGCUUCACUUAUCGUGGCUUUAUUUAUUGUGCUUCCUUAAUUUUAGAUGGGCGGUCAAUAGACAAUUACGCAUGCAUGUUUUGCAAGGCAGACUGGUUAUUAGCCAACCUUGACCACCCCUCGUGCACCUUCGUGGCACAGUCCGCAUGGCUUCGUGAACAGAAGAUGAGCUAGAUGCAUGCGUGCCCCGUGUUAACACCGGUAGGGCCCCACAGUCGGCUGGAUGAGCGUGCGAACACGUGAACACUUACACGGCUUUGCAUAAUGGGAGAUGACCGGGGGGGUCGAGAACUCGAGAUACCGGUACAAACCCUAGCAUGCUGUGACAUGCCCGAUGCAAGCACGAGUGGCCCCUCCAUGCUACCAGUCACUUUCCC